UAUUGAGUCGACUCAUUUGAAUGCGGAUGUUCAGCAAAUAAACGUGAAACCUGUAAUUUAAAUUAAGUUUCCGAUUUGUGUAUUGUGAAGUUUGGGUCACGCAAGAGGCAGAAAUCAGUUUUAUUCAAGACUAAAGAAAGAAGAACUAAGAUGUCAGACAGCAGCAGCUCAGUCGGUCUGCUGUCAUAUGAAACACUCGUGCAUGCUGUUGCAGGUGCUAUGGGCAGUGUUACGGCAAUGACUGUGUUUUUCCCUCUGGACACAGCCAGAAUAAGACUUCAAGUGGAUGAAAGCCGGAAGUCUAAGUCCACUCCCAUCAUUCUGGCUGAGAUAGCAAAGGAGGAGGGCAUAUCGUCUUUGUAUCGUGGCUGGUUCCCUGUGAUUUCCAGCCUGUGUUGCUCUAACUUUGUUUAUUUCUACACCUUCAACACCUUGAAGAAAGCGAUGGUCUCUGACAGAUCCAAACCUGGCAAAGAUCUGCUCAUGGGCUUCAUAUCAGGAGCCGUUAAUGUUCUCCUGACGACUCCCAUGUGGGUGGUCAACACGCGGCUGAAGCUUCAGGGUGCAAAGUUUAGGAACGAAGAUCUCCAUCAGACCCACUAUAAGGGCAUAUUUGAUGCCUUCUCCCAGAUUAUUGCCAACGAGGGCGUGGGAACUCUGUGGAACGGGACUCUGCCGUCUCUCGUGUUGGUCUUCAACCCUGCGGUUCAGUUCAUGUUUUACGAGGCUAUGAAACGGAAAGCAGGACGUGGAGGCAAAAGGAUAUCAUCACUUGAGAUCUUUCUCAUUGGUGCCAUUGCAAAAGCUAUUGCAACAACCGCAACAUAUCCACUGCAGACGGUUCAGGCUAUACUGAGGUUUGGACAGUAUAAAUCAGAUGGGAAAGGAGGUCUGCCGGGCAGCGUGAGGAAUGUGAUAUCUUUACUAAUGGACCGAAUCAAGAGACAUGGACUGUUAGGGUUAUAUAAAGGUUUAGAGGCGAAGCUUCUCCAGACAGUGUUGACGGCAGCUCUCAUGUUUGUGGUGUAUGAGAAGAUAACGUCUGCCAUGUUCAAACUCAUGGGUUUACAGAAAAAACUCAAGCAUUGAAAAACCGAGUUAUGUAAACUAAUAAGACUAAAUACUACCUCUGUAACGCACAGCCUCAAUGAGGAGCUCAACAUAUCUCAUCACGUACUACUCUGAUAUAACAUGGGUUAAUGUAGUAUGAUACCAGUUAAACAAUAUUAGUUUACACUGAAAGCGUUUAUGAAUACAAACAUUUAAUUUUUAACACAUGUUUUUUCUCUUUUAUUAGUUCACUGCAAAAAAUGAUUUAAGAAAAAAAAUUAGUAGCAUUUUGUCUUUUU
Molecule: messenger RNA, 1349 nt
Organism: Paramisgurnus dabryanus
Lineage: Eukaryota; Metazoa; Chordata; Actinopteri; Cypriniformes; Cobitidae
Source: RefSeq, a predicted model, not a curated record